AUGGAGCGACACGCCCACAACGAGACAGGUCCCGCUGAGCAGCAGCUGUUCACGUGGCUCUGGUUUGGAGGGUUGUCGUUCCGAACCAUCGCCAAGCAGACAGGACGGAGUCCAACCACGGUGCGCAAGUGGGUGCGGCGUCUGCUGGGCAAGAACGUUUUUUUCAGCGUCAUGUUGGUGUUGGCGUGGGCGACUCAUGCGGUGGUCCUGUACGGCGUGGUAGGGGUGAGCAGAGCCGGGACGGCGGGCCUGGGCAUGAGGCAAGUGGUGGAUGCAGGUGGCGGGUGGGAGGAGGAUGUUGCACAAGCGGCGAGUCAGGUGGUCCAGCGCUACCUGGCUGGGUGUCAUCUGGUGCUGGCCGCCCCCCGACCCUCGCGUGCCCUGCCUCACCUCAUCAGGCGUCUGUCUGAGGUGGGCGAGCUGGCCGUGUUUCUGCAGCCUUGCGGGAACACCACGCUGCUCCACGGAAGCUCCAAAGAAAAAGUCUUCCCGGGGAAUAACGAAGUGCCAUACUUUUGGCGUGAGGUGUGGGAGUCCAGCAAGGCCACGUGUCGCGCCUUCCUGCUUGACCUUACUACCUGUGGCACAGACACAGCCGCCAGGGUGUUGUCGUGGUCUGGGUUGUGGCUGCAGCCUGACACUCACGUGGUCAUGGCUGGAGGCAGGACGGACGUUGGAGAGCUGUUCCACCACGCAGCGCUUCGCAACACUCCUCACCUCCUCUACAUCACACACGGCCUCUCAGCGUCACUCAACGUAACGGGGAAGAAAGCAAACUUAAAGAUAGCUGGGCGGCGCACCGUGGAGGCGUACUAUCGAUGCUUUUACUGCGCAUCACGGCAAGCCAGACCACUCCUAGUGCUCAGAUGGAACUUGAAUGAUGGAAUAUCUGAGAAUUUUGAAAUGUUUAAAGAUCAACACAAGAACUUUCUGGGACACAGGAUGAACAUUGUAUUGAUGCCAUACUUUCCCUACAUAAGCUAUAGAGUUGAACAUGACGCCUCCGCCACCACAGUUCACCUGGAGGACUCUCUCAACACUCGCAUGGUCACCGCUCUUGCCAGCUACAUGAACUUUACAUACGAGGUACGCGAGCCCGCAGACAACCAGUGGGGCGUUCCAGGGAGCGGCGGGAACUGGACAGGCAUCGUGGGUACUCUGCAGCACGAGUUAGCAGAUUUUUCCAUGGACCUGACUCGCACACCAGGGAGGUCAGAGGUCGUCGAAUAUUCAAGGAUAUACAUCGACGAAUCCAUUGUCAUUCUGUCGUCCAAGCCAAAGCCCUUGCCUGAGUACUUGUCACUGAUCAGGCCGCUUGAAGGCGAGGUGUGGGGCGCCAUCGUGGUGUGUGUGAUGGUGUGGGGAACAGUGCUGUGGGUGAUGGAGAGACUGUCGCACUGGAUAACUGGACGCCGCUACUUCAGCUUCUCCUCCUCCAUCUUCUACGGGUGGGGGCUGCUGCUGGAGGACCACCCCUUCGAGCCGCCCUCCAACCCCGCAAGUCAAAUCCUGGUUGGUUUUUGGCUGCUGGUGUACCUGAUCCUCUCGACAGCCUACAGCAGUUCCCUCAUCUCCCAUCUGGUGGUGAAAGGCAAGUCGUCUGUCAUCAACGACAUGGAGCAUCUGGCAGAGCGGGGCGAGGAGGGCUGGGAGUGGGGCAUUCCUGCGUCUAGGAUGACAGGCGCACAUAAGACAUUUUUCGUAACGAGUCCCACUCCAGCAAUCAUUGAAGUGCACAACGGCAUCAAGAUUACCGAAACAGAAGAAGGAAUGGCGCUAGCGUUGCAAGGCGGUUUCUCAUACAUCGACAACUAUUACUUCAUCCAAACAUUGGUGUCCACCUUUUACACAGACGACUCGGGCUACACUCCCGCUCACAUCAGCACCACCCACUAUCCACUGUUCGUCGGCAACGCGUGGGCAUUCCGCCCAGGUGCACCUUUCCGUCAGCGCUUCAGCAGUGCCAUCCAGCAGCUCCUGGACUCAGGGCUCAUCACUUUCUGGAUGAAUGACGUGGUGAGGACCCACGUUAGAGAAGAACGUCAGGCUUCAAAGGAGAAAGGCACACAACCAAAGCUAACUUUUGAAGAAGCAAGCGAUGGCCAGGUGGCGCUGGGGCUCAGUCACCUACAGGGCGGCUUCUAUGUGCUCUUCCUGGGCCAAGCUGCGGCCUCCCUCUCCUUCCUCUGUGAGCGCUUUUCCAGAUCACGAUGAUUUUAAGAUACCAAUUUUGCUCAUCUAAGUUUGCCACAGAUUAAAAUUUACCUCAUGGUUGUGAAUGGUAAAAAAAGUCCCUCUAGCUAUAAAUAUCUCGUUCUCACUCGUAUGUUGUAAAGAAUUGUGCUGCACAGCGAGGCCAGGCGUGACGUGCACCGCGUCAAAGUGAGGCUACUACUAAUUCGACGUGUUGCCAAGUUUUGGUGUAUCAAAAUAAUAGUUAUAACCUUCUAAAUACGUUAUCGAUCCUAUUCAAUAAAAUG
Portunus trituberculatus (swimming crab) is the source of this 2480-nucleotide messenger RNA. RefSeq names its product glutamate receptor ionotropic, kainate 4-like. The transcript has 12 exons. NCBI's taxonomy places the organism in Eukaryota, Metazoa, Arthropoda, Malacostraca, Decapoda, Portunidae. The record is from RefSeq and is a predicted model, not a curated record. Gene Ontology annotation, molecular function: glutamate-gated receptor activity. Gene Ontology annotation, cellular component: membrane. The coding region runs from base 1 to 2214 and encodes 737 amino acids.